AUGGAACCUCCCGCCUUGACCGAUCCACCUGCUGAAGAGGUAUUCGAAUGCACUUAUUCCCACUGCAACGAACGCUUCUCAACACUCAAGGAGAUGAAAAGACACAAGGUUCAUGCCGACAUGCACUACUACUGCAAGAAAUGCGACAAGGAUUUCAGCUCAGACCUGAAGCACAUCAUGCACCGAGUAAUCACCGACGACAAGCACAUUACAUGCCCCGAGUGCGGCUCAGAUUUCAAAUCCAAGGGUGGUCUCGCUCGUCACAUGGAGCUGAUGCAUCCACAUAAACAGGACAUCCCCUGCCUUGCCUGUGGUAAACGCUUGAGCAAGCCUUCCUUGAUUGUCAAGCAUGUAGAAGCCGGCGAAUGCAAGAUCGCACCCGAAGAGUGGCGCCUCGAGCGAGCUCAACGAGCUGUCGCAAAAGAGGCAUUCCUCCAGCAAUACAAUCAGGGCGCGGGCUCCUGCGUCUCCGGUGAGUCUGCGGCCAGCAACCCCAAUGGCGGUGUCUCAAUUCUCGAUCAAGCUGCUCCUGAGGCUAGAAGAGCCGAGGCAGUCACUCCCGAAGAUGUCAAACCAACCCUUCUGUCUUUGGACGAGAUGGCAGAGAAGCUGCCCAUGUCCGAGGCCCAAACGAGGGUAGGUGGUAGCCAGAUCAGCCAGUUCAGCUCCCAGUCCUGGGAUGACAAGCCUAAAUCUUCAGACGUUGGAUCCGCUAACAACUCUCACCAGCCUGCAACCUUCAAGCUUUUAGACUUCUAUUGUCCGAUCCGCGAAAUCUACAUCUGCACCGGCGCCAACUGCGGCCAGACAUUCAAGGAGGAAGCGGAAUUCCUUGCUCACCUAUCUGGUCCCGCUCACGUUGGCGGCCGUGUCACAUGCCAAUUCUGCUUGAAGACUUUCGCCAACAACUAUGCCCUCCUCAGCCACAUGGAAAGUUCCAGUCGCAAAUGCGCCAUGCGCAACAGUGUCAACUAUAACCAGGUGCUGCGCGACGUGACUGCGGGUCUCGUCGGUACGGGCGGUCACUUUUCAGAUGGCCAAGUCAAGUACAUCUUCCCAAAGGAUGAGGGCUGGAAAGCUUAG
Messenger RNA from Cyphellophora europaea CBS 101466, 1083 nucleotides. RefSeq lists its product as uncharacterized. The transcript is spliced from 3 exons. Gene Ontology annotation, biological process: regulation of DNA-templated transcription. The coding region runs from base 1 to 1083 and encodes 360 amino acids. The record is from RefSeq and is a predicted model, not a curated record. Lineage: Eukaryota; Fungi; Ascomycota; Eurotiomycetes; Chaetothyriales; Cyphellophoraceae. Gene Ontology annotation, molecular function: RNA polymerase II cis-regulatory region sequence-specific DNA binding; DNA-binding transcription factor activity, RNA polymerase II-specific.